Molecule: messenger RNA, 1271 nt
Organism: Bolinopsis microptera
Lineage: Eukaryota; Metazoa; Ctenophora; Tentaculata; Lobata; Bolinopsidae
Product: carbonic anhydrase 2-like
Exons: 7
Coding region: 37-885 (282 amino acids)
Molecular function (GO): zinc ion binding; carbonate dehydratase activity
Source: RefSeq, a predicted model, not a curated record
UACUAUAUAACAAAUAAUUUGAGCACUUCAGACGAAAUGUUAAAAGCAGCGGUAACCGUGUUUCUGGUAGCUGUGGUUUACAGCAGUGGCGACGUAAUAGACUACGACACACAGGGCGAAUGGGGAGGAGUGUGUAACAAAGAGGAGUCCAAGAAUCAGUCUCCUGUUGAUGUGAUAUCCUCUGAAACCAGCACUGAAGUGGAUGCUAAAUUUGUUGAACUGAGCUCUGGACAGGGUCUCGCUGCAACGAACGAAAAUAACUUGAACGCCAUCAAGAUCAAGUUUACUGAGACAAUUAAAUACAUGAUUCCAUGGAUGGAAAACACUGAGGGCACGGUGGCACAACUACAUCUCCAUUGGGGGGCUCAGGAUAGUGACGGAUCUGAGAACUGGCUGGACGGGAAACAGUUCUCUGCUGAGGCGCAUCUUGUUACUUCUUACGGAGACGGAUCAAAAUACGCUGUUAUCAACCGUUUCUUCAAAGUCGGUGCAGAGAAUGCUCAGAUCGCUAAAAUGAUCGCUUCAGCUGAAGCAGAGGGUGAAAAUAGAGACAUUGCGGAUUUCGACUUGAGUGCCCUCUUUCCAAGUGACAUCAAGGAGGUCAUAACGUAUGAAGGUGGAUUGACUACCCCUGAGUGUGACGAAGUUGUUCACUGGAUUGUCGUUCCCGAACCUCUCACAAUAUCAACCGCACAGUUGGCUAAAUUGAGGGUAGUUAAACUCGGUGACGGGACUGGAGACGCCAAGACUUUCAACUGGAGGAACAAACAAGAUUUAAAUGAACGAACCUUCAAGCACUAUAAAAUGAAGACCUCAGCCUCCGCCGCUACUGUUAUCUCACCUCUGCUUGCUCUUCUGGCACUCAUUGUUAAUGUGUUAUGCUAAACUGUAUGAUAAUUACAGAGAUGAUUCUAUUGAUCCUAUUUCUGUAAGAGGUUAACGGUUCAGUAUUAUGUGAAUGUAUUACUGGGCGGCGCUCAGCCUUUCAUUCCGCCUAAUCUCUAUGUUUAUGAACUUUAUAGCCUGGGGUCCCCAGGUAAGUGGAGGUACUAUUUUAUGAAGAUGCCUUUUUAUGGAACCUAUCAUAUUGAUUAUGAAACUUAUUUAAUCGGUAGAAUCAUGAUUAUUUUAAUCAUGAUUAAGUUUGAAGUUUGAAAUAUUCCAAAAAUACCACUAGCUAGGUGUUUACUGUUUGAUUUUGUAAUAUAUUGAUACCCUCUAUUACUUAUCUGUAUCAAUUAUCAUUUAUUGUGUUUCUGUAUUGUAAAAUA